Messenger RNA from Trachymyrmex cornetzi, 1551 nucleotides. RefSeq lists its product as uncharacterized. The coding region runs from base 401 to 982 and encodes 193 amino acids. Lineage: Eukaryota; Metazoa; Arthropoda; Insecta; Hymenoptera; Formicidae. The record is from RefSeq and is a predicted model, not a curated record. The transcript is spliced from 5 exons.
AUAAAAGCGAUAUGAAAAUAAUGAUAUUCGUCAGAAGAGAAGGGGUUGCGUACAUGUGGCAACGUCGCUCAUCGAUUCAACCGAACGGAAUCUCCCACAUGACAUAUUAUGACACAUCAUAUAUAACCAAAACAAAUGUUUUUCUGAAUUAUGCGGAUAAAAUAUUGUAAAAAAAUUGGAAUAUAUAUAUAUAUAUGAAUUAUAAGUUACAGUGAUAGGUGUGUUUUGGGAAACAGGACGUUGCCACAUCUUUGUCAACACGAAUGAUACAGGACAAUGAGUGUGUGCGUGAAGCGAUCUCAUUGGUCAAUGCUGUAUCAUUGCAUCAAAAAGUUUAGCCGUUUGUACACGAAUUAACUUUUGGAAGUGACUGUCACUCGACUACCUCCUUAAGAUCUGGAUGAUUUUGAUGGAGAAUAAGAUAUUUCCUGUUACGCUUAUGAUAGUGAAUCAUUAUUCUGCGGAAGUAGAAUUCGCGAAUGGUGGAGAUGCUAACCAGUGUUUGGAUAAGUUAUCGAAAGAGACUAAUAAGUUGAUUGUUACGGUGGAUCAACGGGGUAUAUAUUCUAAAGGUGUUAUUUCGGAUUGGCCUUCAUCGAUUCCGGAUUUAUGGCAAGCUAUGGUAAAUAAAGAAAGUGUCAUUAAAUUAAAACGUAUGUACAGACGAAAAUGGGACGAAAAAUCAAAGAAGUCAAUUAAUGUAAAGACUGACAACAUUGUGAUAACCAUGAAAGCUAGGUUAAUUCUGGAAGGACGAGAAGAUACUGGAGUCGAUUCAGGAUAUGAUAGGUAUGAAAGGCCGGAGAGGUGGCCGUCUUUACCGAGUCGUGGAGUAGCCAAUGAGAAAGCUAAGAGGCGAAAUGAGGUAGAGGAGCAAAUUCCAGUAGAUAACGAGAAUGGUUAUGUUGGCUUUGGAGACCGAGACCAGAGUGGGUUGACUGGACAACGAAGAAGGAAAUCGAUUGAGUCGAAGAUCGGCUAGUUUCUCUGAGAAAGGAGAUAAAAUUAAUAAUGAACAGAGAUAUAGAACGUACCAGAUAUCGAGUUGAGGCCUUAGUGGAGGUCUUGCAAUUGCAAUACGGAAAGAUAUAGAUUUUAACAUAAUUUCCGGUUUCCGGGGUUUGGAUGGUGGAUUUGAUAUUCUUGGAAUUAGAACCAUUAAUCUGAGUAUCAAUUUUAAUGUUGUAUCUGUGUAUCAUUGACCAGGAGGCUCUCUCAGGGUCAAUGACUUUAGGCCCCUUUUUGAUUUUGAUCCAGGUGGCUGUGAAUCUAUUUUUUUAGGAGAUUUUAAUGCGCAUAAUACUUUGUGGAAUUGUGAAUAUAUGGAUACUAUUGGGGAAUCUUUACAAGAGGCUAUGGAACGCAGGGAUUUUAUGUGUGUUAAUAUGGAUACAUCCUCCCGUAUUGGAGCUAUUGGAGAGAGAGACUCUAAUUUGGAUCUAUUAUUCUGCUCUGCUGUUUUGGAUAAUAUUGAGUAUAAUCAGCUAGAUGAUACAUGGGAUAGUGAUCAUUUUCCAAUUGUUUUUAAAUUGGCGACUCAUCGAGGGAUAU